Messenger RNA from Ilyonectria robusta, 1739 nucleotides. Its product is annotated as EXS family-domain-containing protein. Gene Ontology annotation, cellular component: cytoplasm; membrane. The transcript has 2 exons. The record is from RefSeq and is a predicted model, not a curated record. The coding region runs from base 212 to 1426 and encodes 404 amino acids. NCBI's taxonomy places the organism in Eukaryota, Fungi, Ascomycota, Sordariomycetes, Hypocreales, Nectriaceae.
CGUGGGUUGCGCACGUCAAGUACCCCUGAAAAAACAGGACCCGCCCUCUAAUCAGGAAUUCCUUGAGGACAGCUGGGUUGUCCAGGCUUCAACCUCAUGCACUUUGUCGCGCCGCCUUCUCCAGUUGCGCUUUUGAAAUUGAUUACUCUGGCGAUUCCGCUCCAGCGCGACUCUUCUUUAGUCACCCCCCGUCCGAUGGCGAGCGGCCACAAUGGACGGUGAUCCGGCAGUCGAGCCGGAGCUUGACUCCUUCAGCUUGGCCUUUCCGCUGCCAUACCGUGUCGGCUUCAUCGCAACUUUGGCUGUCUGGGGAUGGGGCCUUAAUCUUCACCAACUCUACCUCCUCAAGGUCGAUGUGCCGUCGCUAAUUCGAUACCCUGGCCGAUCCUCACCACACCACGUGCCACACCAUGGCUCGACAUACCGGCUUGCGACAGUCCUGUCGGUCCUCUUCUGUAUAUCAAUCACCCUCUUUUGGCUCGUUACUUGGGGGGUUCCUGCGCGCGUCCUCGCCUACCAGUGGAUGCCGUUGGUCUACCUCCUCGUCCUCGUCGCCAUGUUCAUCGUCCCUCUUCAACACCUCCCGAGCGGCGGAAGGAGGCGCUUUUUGGCCACGUUGCGACGUGUGAGCAUCGGCGGAAUAGCAGAGGCGCAGGAUGGAAAGUUUGGCGAUAUUCUGCUUGCCGAUGUCUUGACGUCCUACGCCAAGGUGUUCGGGGACUUGUUCGUCACCAUCUGCAUGUUCUUGACCCGUGGCGGCUCGACUGACCGACCCGAUCGCAACUGUGGAGGAACCGUCAUUGUGCCCCUCAUCAUGGCUGUGCCGAGCAUGAUCCGGUUCAGGCAAUGUAUGAUCGAGUACUACCGUGUCCGGGGAGCGCCAUACAAGGAGUCGACAGGCUGGGGCGGCCAACAUCUGGCCAACGCGCUAAAGUAUUCGACGGCAUUCCCCGUCCUGAUCACUAGCGCAUGGCAGAGGGCGGUCGAAGACCCGGGUACUAAGGCCGCUCUCAACAAGGCUUGGCUGGUUGCGGUGCUUGUCAACUCGCUCUACUCCUUCUAUUGGGAUGUAACUAAGGAUUGGGACAUGACGCUGUUCGCGUCUAAACAGGAGCGCGAAUCCAAACAUCACCCGUUUGGUCUCAGAGACCGAUUGGUCUUUAGGCCGAUCAACCUAUACUACGUGGUGAUUGUCGUGGACUUGAUGCUGCGUUGCACAUGGUCGAUAAAACUCAACCGACGCCUGGACAAGUUCAGCGACUUUGAGAGUGGCAUCUUCCUCAUCGAGUUUCUUGAGGUUUUCCGGAGAUGGGUUUGGAUUUUCUUCCGAGUCGAGACGGAGUGGAUUAGGCAAUCAUCCACAGGACUCGGAGUUGACGACAUUCUGCUGGGGAACUACCAAGGCAAGGACGACGACGAGCAAUAGCGGCGCCAACGGCAUGACCAGCCUGUCGGUGAACCAACGGCACCUCAACGGCAAUCUGACUGGCGUCUGGGUUGUUUUAUAGAUUGGGAUAUGUGAUGGUGGUGGUCAUGGUUGUACUAUUUGGGAGGAGUUUUGGUUUAGAAUCACGAUGGCCCCUCGGGCGGCAUAUUCAAAUUCCUGUUCUACUUAGCUUGUUGCAUCUCUCCAGUGGCGUCUCGCGCCAUGCUCCAUUUCGCCUCUGCCGAUGCAGAAUGCUGGCAUGACACAAGCGGCUUAUUGACGUCUCCUCCAGGAGGCCCCGGAUCCCGCCUGU